Molecule: messenger RNA, 919 nt
Organism: Lagenorhynchus albirostris (white-beaked dolphin)
Lineage: Eukaryota; Metazoa; Chordata; Mammalia; Artiodactyla; Delphinidae
Product: uroporphyrinogen-III synthase-like
Exons: 1
Biological process (GO): uroporphyrinogen III biosynthetic process
Molecular function (GO): uroporphyrinogen-III synthase activity
Source: RefSeq, a predicted model, not a curated record
CAGACAAGCACCCUGUAAAGACUGCCAGGCAAUAAUGAAGGUUCUUUUACUGGAAGACCCUAAGGAGGACGACUGUGGCCAGGAUCCCUACAUCAGGGAAUUAGGAUUAUAUGGACUUGAAGCCACUUUGAUCCCUGUUUUAUCAUUUGAGUUUUUGUCUCUUCCCGGUUUUUCGGAGAAGCUGUCUCACCCUGAAGGUUACGGGGGCCUCAUUUUUACCAGCCCCAGAGCAGUGGAAGCAGUGUAACUGUGUUUGGAGAAAGACAAUAAAACCGAAGUCUGGAGAAAGUCUGUGAAAGAAAAAUGGAAUGCUAAGUCAGUGUAUGUGGUGGGAAAUGCUACUGCUUCUCUAGUGAAUAAAAUUGGCCUGCAUACAGAAGGAGAAAACUGUGGAAAUGCAGAAAAGCUUGCAGAGUGCAUUUGUUCUAGGGAGUCGUCAGCACUGCCUCUUCUGUUUCCCUGCGGAACCCUCAAAAGAGAAAUCCUGCCGAAAAUGCUCAAGGACAAAGGGAUUCCCGGGGAGAGCUUAACCGUCUACCAGAUGAUCCCACACCCAGGAAUCCAGGGGAACAUCAACAGCUACUAUUCCCAGCAGGGCAUUCCAGCCAGCAUCACGUUUUUCAGACCCUCUGGCGUGACACACAGUCUCAAGCAUAUUCAAGAGUUAUCUGGUGACAACAUUGACCAGAUUAAGGUGCGGCUCACAGCACCCCUGGGGGGGUCAGGACUGUCUCAGUUGUAUAGACACUUACGGCCCCUCCCUCCACCCCGGUUGGCACGCUCACUCCGGUCGGUGCCCAGGGACGGAGCACGGGCAUCAGCACUGGGCUGUCCGGGGCACUGCUCUGGGACACUGUCUGCAGCCUGGGUCCAGCCCUGCAGGAAGGUUCCAUUGGCCCAGCCAGACCCGUGGUGGUGA